AAUAGUCUUGUGCUUCUUAAGUUCUCUAGUCGUAUCACAGGAUCUGUUUCGUCAGUAGUCAACGGGCAAACAAUUAAUCUUCAUUAUCCAAAAGAAAAAGUUGCUUCAUUUCUAGUGGAGGUGUUAAUUGUUGCUUUGACCUGUGCAAACAAAGCGCAGCUCUACAGAUUUUUCGCGUUAGUAGCUCACAUUUCCAAUCAUAUGAGCCGAAGACAAACAUGGAUAAGCUUCUGUCAAUCUUGGAAAACGACUCCUUACACUUCACUUACACAACAGUCGCUGCAGCUGUAAUUUUAACUUUGAUCAUCUCCAGGUUUUUCUCACGAAGGAGGUCGGUCGACUUAGACCAGAAAUAUGUUCUAAUUACUGGCUGCGACUCUGGCUUCGGCCGUGAAACAGCCAUUCGACUGGACAAGAUGGGAGCGUGUGUGUUGGCGACUUGCCUGACUGAGGAAGGAGAGCAGAGUCUAAAGUCCGCGACCAGUGACAAACUAAAAACAUUCCAGUUGGAUGUGACAAGUUCAGAGCAGAUCAAAGAUCUUUACGAAGAGAUUCAGGGACUCCUACCCUCCGACCAAGGUAAUAUUGAUUAAGACCUUAUUGUAUUACUCAGAGUGUAGGCAUGCAAUACGUGCAAACAAACCACACAUUCAAAGAGGUGAAAAUGAUGGGCAAAGCAGAGCUUACCGUUCCUUUUUAAAGUUCGUUUUGAACCAAUCUUUAGAUUAGAAUCUAUAGAGUUCACGAUGUUAAUAGAAAUAAACCUCCCUUGGUAAGCCUCUACAAAGAAAACAUAUUAAUUCAAGGACGAAACAUUGGUCGCUACGGAACAAAAUAUUUCUUUGAACCUUUGCUUCUCUUACCUACAUAUUCACUUCCUCUAGUUCCGAGAGUGCCCCCCCCCUCCAAUUUGAGGGGGUGGAGCUUCCACUGGUAAGUUUAAAAUAUGGACUGCGGACUACGGACUACGGACUACGGACUACGGACUACGGAUUACGGACUACGGACUACGGACUACGGACUACGGACUACGGACUACGGACUACGGACUACGGACUACGGACUACAGACUACGGACUACGGACUACGGACUACGGACUACGGACUACGGACUACGGACUACGGACUACGGACUACGGACUACGGACUACGGACUACGGACUACGGACUACGGAAUACGGACUACGGACUAACGGACUACGGACUACGGACUACGGACUACGGACUACGGACUACGGACUACGGACUACGGACUACGUACUUCGGACUUCGGAUUACGGGCUACCAUUUCAAUAUAUACCUGAAAUGUAUCGCACGGCUCAUUAAAUUCAAAACAUGCUUGCGAAAAGGGGUCUAGAAAACAGAGACAUUGCUAAGCAAAGAAAAUGUGCCGAGCACUUGACUUCUUUCUUUCCACUAUUCCUCAAUUUACAUUGUAGUCCGUGCUUUUUAUUUCCUGUCCGCAGUUCGUAGUCCGCGUUUCAUACCUCAGUCCAAGUUUUAUACCCAGUCAGUAUUGCAUAGUCCGAGGUCUGCUGUGCUUGUUUUGUGCUAACCAGGGAUUCCGCCCCUACCCAACUUGUUUCUCGUUUUGGCCGGACACGUCUAACGAAGGAACACUUUUCUGAGUGCCGAGGUUGCAUUCUAAAAUAAGGUUCCAAUGUAUUACGCAAACCAAUAUGUUGAUGAAAAUACAAUUGGUCACUCGUUUGAUGGAAUUAUUUAGUUUUCCUUUUCUGUUGCGUGAUUACCAAAUAGGUAUAUGGGGAUUGGUAAACAACGCUGGGAUCGCCAUUACUGGACCAAUAGAAUGGAUGCCUUUACAAAAAUCAAAACGCAUUGCUAAUGUUAAUUUGUGGGGAUUGAUUGACGUGACUAAAACCUUUCUGCCGCUUGUCAAGAAGACCCGGGGCCGAGUGGUGAACAUGUCAAGUAUGUUGGGUGAGUCAUUGCAUAUCUUUCUGUGCCCAAACAAAAUCAGAUUUAUUUCAUCAUCUUUUAAAUGGUAUUGAGGUGUAGAUGCUGUUAUCCCUGACCAUACUGAUUUAGGCAUAGUGUAGAUGCAUUUGGCGGCGGGGGUCCCGUUUUUUUUUCAACUGCAUAGUUUAAGUCAGCCGCUACAUCAGCCCUCAUUACAAGCGCUGUGACACGAGCGUGGCUUUGCUCGCGAAAAAAUAUGCGUCCUUGAGCAACGCAAAUCGGUGAAAGGUCUGCCAGGGGUUCCAGCACUGAUAAUUUUUGUCGCCAGACUAAUGGCAAAAUUCUCCCGACACGUCUCAAAUUUUCCCGCGGAAGGAGAAGCACGCGUCCAGCAACGCUAAAAUAAUUAGGAACUGCUCGGAGACUACCGCCACAUCAGCUAGGCUAAAAUUAUUAGUAUCUUUGAUAGUAAAUGCGGGAAUUUGAUGUCACUCAAAUGAAGAAACAGUUUUAAGGCAAGCUAAAUAAUUCAUCAGAAAAAAUUUAAAAAUUUAACGUCGACCAGGUAGUGCUGCCUUGGCAUCGCUUUUGUUUAACUUUUCCGAGCCAAACGUAAGACGUAAGAUGUCCACACAAAUAGAGUGGAAGGAUAACGCUUCUCAUACCAAUAACGUCGAGGAAACCAUGCUUGUCUGGUCAACAUGCACCUCGCCAAUAAUUUUAAAAACUUGCUUUGACAAUGGAACCGUAAACAGAAGAGUUUUAAGUCCCUAGGCAAAGCACUCCUCCUUUUUCACGAGUCCGUCGCGCGAGUCAGAAAGGACAUUGAUAUUGGCACACUGCGUGAAAGUCUGAGAGUUGGUCGCCCAAAUAGUAGUUUUUUGUUGUUGUUGUUUUUGUCUUCUCUAGUUGUUUAAAUGUCAGUUCAUUAAUUUAAAAUACAGCGUAUGGCCGAAAACUUAUCUUUCCGCUGAUAAUUUGCUGAUAGGCCCUAGGUCUAAGUAACUUUUGCCCUCUCCUUCUGGCCUGCGCGGCUGGCGCGGCUGGCGCGGCUGGCGCGGCUGGCGCACCAAGAUGGGAGAGUAGAGGGUGCUCUAUUGUUAUCUUAGAUCUGAGAUCUCGCUCGAAUUGUCUUAUUUUGCGCUGUCCCCCCCUUCCCACCUCCUUUGUACCUCGACGGUUAUGCGAAAUACAACUGACUUAACAUGAAACGUACUGACUAAAUUUCAGGUCGUGUAGCGUUGCCUAAUGUUUCCAGCUACUGUAUAACAAAGUAUGGAGUGCAGGCAUUCUCCGAUGCCUUGAGGCGAGAAAUGAGCCCGUGGGGAAUACUGGUCAGUAUCAUUGAACCCGGUUUGUUCAAGACAGCCUUGGCGCACAUCGAGCGCAACACUCAAGCGGCGCAGGAAUUGUGGGACGACCUCAGUCCUGAGUUAAAGGAGGAAUAUGGGGAGAGAAAACUCACUCAACGUAGGAAGUUAUUUUCAGAAGUUUAAAAGUAAGAUACCGAGAUAGAUUAAGAAAGACGGUAAAUUUUAAGCGCGAUCGUCAAAUAAAGUCACAUUUUUGGAUAGAAGACAAACGUGUCUCAUCCACAUGGGUACGACGAUUUGGUGUUUGAUCAAAAUGACAAAUUCUACCUGAUGAGUUUGAGUAUUCUCAAUAUCCCCUUGCUGGAGAAUGUCUGGAUAUUAUAGGGAGAAGUUACAUGUUAAUCAUUUAUGAGAACAAAAGAAUAUAUACUGCGUAUAUUCUCCUGCUGGGAUUCAAAGGCUUAAUCUAGUCAUACACGAUGUUUUCGGCCUUGUUGAUCCUUGCAGUUAGCAGAAUGUAUGUAAACUUCAUGUAUGACUCAGCGUGCCCACGAAUGCUCUUUGGCUCAAACCAUCCGAGCGCGUAAUCAUCAUUAAGUCCGAGACUAAAAUCGGCGUAGGGCGAGGUUACCGAGGUUUUUUGUUCCCAGUUCUUGACAAUUACAUGUAAACCUGUGUUUUUUUUCCUCAUCAAAAAGGACACCUUUUUAUGAAAAAACAAAAGGUGUACAUAUUUCAAAUUGCAACGUUUUUGAAAACGGGUGUAUAUAUAUAUAUAUAUAUAUAUAUAUAUAUAUAUAUAUAUAUCUAGAAAACAAGAUCUAUUGAAAAAACCGACUAAAUUGCUGUCCUUUCAAGGGGCAGUGUUUUUUCAGCUAUGUACAUGACCAUGGCUUAAUAUUUUUACCCAUCUUUAAUGUUUUAGCCUGCAGAACUGACGUGAUUAUUAUGCAUUUUCAGGCUAACGGAGGCAAGCACGGAGUGGGAAUCAUGCGCGAGGGGACUGGGGAGGAGCGCAAAAACUCAUGUUCUCCCGCACCGCCCCUCAUGCAUGACUUGCACUUCGCCCUCGCCUCGCACUUUCUUCACGCUUGCAUCCGUUCGCCUGAAAUUGCAAAAAGGUCGCGCUGGUUCUACAGGCUAUUAUAUUUAAACCAUAAUUUAUGUCUUUCUUUCUCUUUUCACAGUCAAAAAGGGAAUUAGUAAAUUUUCCGAGAAUGCCAGCCCUGAUACAUACAAAGUUGUGGACGCUGUGAUCGAUGCUUUGACUUCUCAGCGACCUAAUACUCGUUACGCUGUGGGUCUGGAUGCAAAAGUAUCAAUCUUUAUUUCCUUCAUGCCCACUUUCAUUGGUGACAGCUUUUUCCGAAAACGCCGGUGAUAUGCCUUGGUUACCACGGAGCAUCUGCUUUUAUGAGAUCUCAGUAAGAUGCGUUUUAAAUAUCUGCUGUCUCCUAUCAAAAUCAUGACGUUUGCGUACAUGGUCUUACACAGCAGCACUAAUCGUGUUCUCCUGUAUCACUGCAUAUCCCAACACAGCGGUCAAACGUCUGCGCAUGUGCUAACAUUGUAUUGUAAAGAUUAGGUGGCACUUAGUGGAGUGCUUUCAGGCUAUCAGAACCGAGUUUUCUCACACGAAUUACAUACAAGCCAGUAAGUCACAGUGUUUUAGAAGUGUAUAACUCUUUUGGUAAAGCCCAAAACAGAAUGUCAAAUCGACAGGACACCCGUAAUCAAUAACCUUUGUGUUCGAGGUCUCGAGUUUCCCUCCCUGUCGCUUAUUAUGCGAGACAGAGGUUGUUUCUCAUAUUUUCCUUUGAAAUUUUGCGCGAAAAAGUGGCGCGCGGUUGGCCAAAAUUGAUCCCCUCACGCACACCCUACGUUUGACUGCUGCGGUGUAAGGAAUGUUGGGUAACCCAUAGGAUACCAAUUUCAAAAUACCCACUCACUUUUUUUCUAUAACAACACAACAUAUUUACCAACAUAGUAACAAGCAAAGGACUCUUCCAAUAAUGUGAUAUUCGUUAUAUUCUUAAAUUAAAGAUGGUCAUGUUAUCAAUACCAACAUGCUAAACUGUAAGUUAAGUAAUGACUAUAGGUCCGCAAUAAAAAGAAGGCUAUUCUUCAUGGAAGUCAUUUUUACCCAAGCAAGACAAAAACAACAGUUUCCAGGUUCUACCAUUUAAGUGAAGAGUGCUUUUCGCGGGCGCUAAACGGCUAGCCAUAACACCUCAAGCAGCCCGCGAGAAACUAAGAAAUUCCCAUUCCCAGAGGAAAUUUUUCUCAGUAAACAAUUAGGCUUCACCCAAGAAUUCAAAAGUGGCAACAAAGUUUAGUCGAGCAAUAUUUAAUGAAAAGUUUUCCCAUCUUUGCCACCUCAAUUUUUGGGCGAAAUAUCCCAAUAGAAUGUCUUGUUUAUAAAAACGAGGGAGCUAGUUACGAUGUAAACAAAGAAACAUGUAAUUUUAUUGCAACAUGGUUUCAACAAGAAGACAGAUAUCACAACAAUUUAAGAAAUGACAUCAGAGUAAUUAGAUGAAUGCGUCAGAAAGUUUGGUAUGUCCGCAGGAAAGCGUGACGCACUCUCUACGAAAAUAAAUCUCUCACCGCAACUCGAGUAGCACGUAAUUGCGCCCAUGCAUUGCGAGAGAUUUUUACGUUUCCGUGGAUUUAACAGAAAAAAUUUCAUUUUCGGUGUGCUUAUUAUUCAUCUUGUGACACGGAAACAAUUACUCACUUUCCUUCCAUACUCUUUCCUUUUUAAAGUUCUGCGCACCGAUAGUGUUAUCACGUGAUUUGAACUGAUACCAGGGUUACCGUUUGUCUCCGAUUAAUAUUGGAUUUGAAGUCAACCACGAAGAUAAAAGAUAGUUUUAACGGUUUGUUUUAUCUGAAAUCAAUGGUAAUCCUUGCAUGUUCUGAGAUAAGGAUGUUCUGACCGGCGAAACAAUAUUGUUAAAUAUAUUGUGAAGCUGUACCUUUUCGAAAGCCGAGAACAAUACUUAGUGCAUCUCAUUAGAGAUACAUUCUGCACAUUAAAAGAAAUUGACUUUUCGGUUAGAAUAUUGGUGCAUUCGUUGAGAAUGAUGAAAAAUUCUCAGACUUGAGAUUAAAGAGAUUUAUCGCAGGUAGUAAGGAGAAUUGCGAUUGAAAUCUGGAAGAGUUAAAAAAAAGCCUCUCAGUUGUGUAUAUCAUGGUCGAUUCUAUACUGCCUCCUGAUUUAAAAAGCAAGCAGGUAUCAUAUAUUUAACCCUUCAACUCCCAUGAGUGACCAAGAAUUUCUCCUUACAAUAUCAAUACAAUAUCAAGCAGACAAGUAAUGAGAAAAAAGAAAAAUAUCAAUUGGAGAUUAUUACUUGAUCCAAUACCAAAUUUUCCAAACUGACAUUAUAAGAAUUGUGGAGUGAAAGGGUUAAAGAGUUAGCUAAAUUUUUUUACUUUCAAAUUCCAUCAUUGUCUGCCAACGGAUGCACCCCGUGACCCUAUUAGCUUUCUUACCCUACUAAUUGUGGGCAGCCAAGUUGGGUGGUAACUAUUGUUAGCCAGUCUUUAAAACUUGCGCAACCGAAUCAAAAAUCGAAUCAAUGACGUGUGUCAAGGCAGAAUUGUAGCUGUAAGGAUUCCCAACUAUUUCUCGCUAUCUGUCCAAGUUGCGUAGUGCUAAGUGUACAAAUUCUCACUUGGAACCUUUUGUGAAGCCAGAUUCAAAUGAAUCGUCAGUGUCCAGGCAUAAUUUUGUUUUUGGCGAAAAUAAUUCAUAAUUACAUCGAAAGGAAAGUUCAGUUCCCACGCAGUUCACUUGGAAAGACAAUAUUCAUAAUUUCAUGGUAGGGAAAGUUCGGUUUCGAAGCCGUUCAGUUGAAAAGAUUAGCGUUCAAGAGAAAGAACGAUUGUAAGGACAAAGUUCUUGAAGCAGAGCCAAUUCCUGAAAUUCCACGAAUACAAGGGACAACCUGAAACAAGUCAUGAUAUUGCAGAGGCUUGUUGACAAGCCUAUUCGUGUCGCACAUUAUAUAUAGUGUAGGUUGUCAAGUUUUGAGAUUAUCUCCCACGAUUCGUAUUCCGUGAGCAUAGCAGUGAAGUGGACCUACUGCGCAGAGUUUGAAAAUAAGUGGUCUCAAUUCAAGAAUUUCAAACAUGUUGUUCACAAUCGUUUUGGCAAUAGUAACUUUUGUUUCAAUUUACCUUAUUCUUCCCAUUUUUUCGAGAAAGCGGAACACAGACACCUUAAAUAUAAAAGACAAACAUGUUCUGAUAACUGGCUGUGAUUCUGGGUUCGGUCGAGGAAUAGCUCUGAAACUGGACAAGAUGGGAGCUUGUGUGUUGGCGACUUGUUUGACGAAAGAAGGAGCGCAGAAUUUGAGAUCUGUGGCGAGUGAAAAACUGAAAACUUUUCAGAUGGAUGUUACCGACCCUCAGCAAAUUAAGCAAGUGUUUUGUAAAGUAAACCAACUCCUGGAAGACAGUUCAGGUAGGAGCAAAAAAAAUUUCUUAUUCAGGAUAACUAAGAAUUUGCAUGAUGCAAAAAUGUUGUGUGACAGCGAACUAAAAUAAGACGCUUCAGUUUUAUUUCUCUUUUGUUUCAGUACAUUCUACGUUAAUGAGUGCCUGGAGCUUUUUAGUGAAAUUGUAAUUUUACGUGGAACAAUCAGCAAAAAUCAAUUCGGAUCAAUAUCAGUUGAUCCAUCAAUUCUAUAAGUUUUCUUUUUGCAAUCGUCACGGAAGAAUUUUCACUUGCGCGCGAAUUCAGUUGUGAUUGUGCGAUCUCUCACGGUACAAAAGCGUACGACAUUUGGAAAGUUUAGAUGACUCUACCUACUUCCUCUUACGUUGAGUUAUCUUCAUGUGGUCGACCACCGAAUUUCCUCUUUCAAAAAUCAGUUUUAUAGGUGUGGAGACACGGAAAUGUCGCAUAUCACUAGAUGGAAAAAAAUUGAACGAGAAGUUUCUUGUCCAUUAGCCACAUAUUUUCCAAAAACGACAAACCAGUAGUCUUGACUUUUAGUUCACAGGCAAACAUCAUUUCUGUGCGUGUAGAGACACGGAAAUGUCGCAACAGACAGACAAAACUGAACAGGAAGUUUCUUGUUCAUUAGUCAGGUAUUUUCCCACAAACGAACUGCUUCCACGUUCACCGGCAAACAUUAAUUCUGUACGUGCAGAGACCUGAAAAUGUCGCAGUAGAUAGAACCAACUGAACGGGAAAUAUCUAGCUUGUUCUUUAGCCAGAGAUUCUCCCAUAGAGGACAUGCUGGUAUUCGUACUUUUCUCCGUAAUCGCUUUUGUUCAAGUUUGAUUGUUGAAAGAUUACACUCAGAGCAAAACAGUUUACUGAUCUAAAUUUUUGGAUGUGGUCAAUUAAUGCUUCGAGGGCACGGGAAGGCUUUCCUAUUGGAAGGUCUUGCAUAAGCUUGUUAUCUACACUUCCGCACAUGCCAGGUUGCCUAAUCGUAUUCUCUUAACCAAAAGAGGGAUUACACGCCUAUGCACAUUCAGGCUAUGCUCUCAGCUCUGACGAGUAAAGAGCCUUUUUCUAACGUCUCUUCGUGUAAGCUCGGCAGGGGUAGCCCAAUUAGCGAAGUAUGUCGAAGUGGGACGAAGUGUGUCUUCGUUUCAUAUAAGAAAUUUAAUCCAGAUUCAACGCGGAAAUUUUUAGCCCGAUCACCAUUCAUUUGGCAAUCUCAGCUCGGCUUUGGUUCAUCCUCGUUCGAUUCAAUUCGGUUCAAGGUGACCCAGGCACCCCUUUUAAUUUUCGUCCUGUCAAACGUACCAGCUAGGAUAAUAAAGGGAAAAUUUUCUACCUAGUUACCGAGUUCUUGGUCGAAAAAAACCAAGAUAACUAUUCUUUAGCCUGUUCCUCAGCUCUCAGUCAAAGAGAAAAAGUAAAUGCGUGGAUAUUGUGUUCGCGAAAAAAUCAUGGCGCGAAAAAAAUGCUGCAGCUUUCCCAUGACAACGUAUUGCAACCGCAUCGUCCACUUGCUUGUCAUCUUUGCGCGCUUUUUCGCUCUUUUCCGCACAACGAGAGCCUAGCACAGGCUACCAACCUUCUCCUGAUAAGAACACGCAGUUGUAACCAUCUGUCUGUUGUAUGAUGUUGAGUCAAAAUUGAUCCUAGAAUUUGUUACAUAUACCAAGAUUAUGUGAGUUUUCUUUGAUAAAAACAUGCAGUAUAUCAACACUCAGGUACCAGGGUCAGCUACCAUCAAAAACGUGAUUUACUCAAACACGUCAAUUUUUCUUUUAAACGCUUUCUGAUUAAAAUCUUGCAUUUAUUCCCUUCUCCUCCGAUAUUAAGAUGAAAACUAGCUACGGAAUUCGUUGAAAUGCUCUCGUGUAAGAGGCUUAAAAGAUUUUUUUAAAAGAUUCAUUAAAGUCUAUUUAAAACGCGGGAGAAAGACAUCACAAAAAAAUGGCUCGAUUGGAAAAGUGUUGUUUCGUGGUAGUCGAGACUUCUUAAAAUAUAUCUGAGUAACCUAGAAAAUUUGAAAAAAAUCCUCAUUCCAUCAUAGAAGUAAUGAAUUGAAAUCCGAGGCUGUAGAAUUUAACAAAUUUCUUUAGCAUCCGGUUUUACGCGAGCAUUCAAAUCCUAUUUGUUACGGUUAAUGUUUAAGUCAUAUUUUGGACAAAUCAGAGCCAACAGUUAUAUCGAAACAGCACCGCUGGGGUCGAUCGUAGUCAGGACAAUCAAACAGCUGCUACGAAUCACGGUUUUAGCGCCGGUUUGUACCACCAUGUGGUUUGUAAUUGCGGGAACUGCAAUAUUUAUUUCUUUUUUGUGGUUUUCACGUAAGAAACGCGAAUCAGUUCUGAAUGUAAAUCAAAAGUAUGUCAUGUUAACCGGUUGUGAUACUGGCCUUGGUCGACAAACAGCCGUUCGACUGCACGAGAUGGGAGCGUUUGUCUUGGCGACUUUUCUGACGAAAGAGGGAGAACAGAGUUUGAAGGCGAUAAUCAGCGACAGGCUUAAAACUUACCAAUUGGAUGUGACCAAUUCGGAGCAAAUCAGAGAAGUAUUUUACGAAGUGAAGCAAGUUAUCGGUAAAUCAGGUAAAUACGUACUCUCCAUUAGCUUUAGAUGACCUUCCAUUAUCCGAUAGCAUUUAAGUGGUCUGCUUUAUUGACUUUCAUGUUAUUUACAUUGUCAUUGACUAAUUGCACAAUGACAGUUCUGUCACUGAUUUAGAUGUGAUAUGUUUCAAAUUAGGUUGAAGCCAGAUUUUUCUGAAACAAAUCAGACGCACAAACGCCUGCUACUCAAUUCUGGCAUUUCGCCUUCAAAAGCGAGAACUGUGAAACCUUUUUUUCGCUUCCUUACACGUGUCUUCAUUAAUUUGCGUUGACCCAUUUCCCUCCUACACGCCUACGGUUUGUCUACAAAAAUUAUCAUUUGAAAAAGAUAUCUCAGUUCAACUCAAACUUGUCAACACGUAAUGAGUUUAGGCCGUUUGGCCGUUUGGCGACGCAUACUAAUGAUUCAAUCAGCAGGGCUUACAUAUCGCUUUCGCCUUUCCUUCUACGUAGAGCGAGGUGGAAGAGAGGGGGGCGGGGAUUCGAAGUAAACGUCCAACCACACCGGGAGUUGUUUAAGUGGGAUUUCUCGGAAAAAGGUCACCCCACGGUGGAAUUAAAAUAUACUACGUUUUUUAUGAAUUCCUCACUUUAAAUCCGUUUCGUAAUCGAGCCUCUCCAUUGCUGACACCGAAGGGGCUCUUUAUAGAGGUCAUGAGCAAAGUGCUGCAACUAGAAUUUGCAUUUGUUUAUCGUCUAUUUCAUAUUGUUUUCCUUUUUAUUCAUCAAGUUGGCGUUUUUGCGUGAGAUUACGUUAGGUUUAGGUUACGCCGGUAGCCAGUAUGAACUCAACUAGAGCAGUCGUUUCGUUGGUUUUUGCCGGCGCCUUGGUACUUUGUUUGAGAGUUUUGGUUACCGGAUCUGGUUACGCCACAAAUUCUAAUUUCAUUUCUGUUUCAUGUAGUUUCGUUGUCAUUCUUCUCUUGUCUUGUCUUGUCUCGUUGUUGUCAUAUUUGAACUCAGAUAUUUGUACUAAUUAUUUAUUUUCAGUCGAAUCACGUUUACACGUGUAAAUAUUUACACACCUUUCAUCUUUACAUCUGUCUAUCUUGGGGUCAUUAAACGUGCAUUCAAGUUUGGCGUAAACCUGUAGUAUUUAGCUACAGCAAAGGCUCUUCCAAUAUCUCGCUGAGACAAAGGCUUAAUACUGUGUGAUUUAUUCCAGGUCUGUGGGGACUGGUAAACAAUGCUGGAAUCCUAACUGUUGGACCUGUCGAGUGGAUACCGCUUGACGCCUACAAAAAAGUUGCGGAUGUCAAUUUAUGGGGCCUGAUCGAUGUGACUAAAACAUUCUUACCAUUGGUAAAAAGAGCGAAGGGACGGAUCGUCAUCGUUAGCAGCAUAGCAGGUAACAUGAUAGUCAACUCUACGGGUGUGGGCGAGGGUAGAAGGGCGGAAAAGAAAAUCCUUAUGUUUUUCAGGGCUUCAAAGGGCAUUCGAUUGAGUGACACAAGCAAGAACUGACGGAUAAAAUGGUCGUUGAAAAGUUACAGUAAACGUCAAAAAAUGGCUGUUUACUGUAACCCGCGAUCAUGCAUUCGUUUUGCGACUGAAGCCCACGUUGCGACUGAAGCCCACGAAAACGCCAGUGACCAAACCGAGAGUGCUUUCAGUUUUUCAUCUGAUUGGUUGAGGGGAUUGUCCGAAGUUCUGGACCAGUCCGAAGCAAAAAUAAGACCAUCACGGAUUAAUUGCGACACAGUUGGAAAUUUCCCCAAAACAUGUUUCAAAAUGUUAACAAAUAUUUUCUUGGUGUGAACAUCUGUCGUACGACUGUCGAUAGACUACAAAGUUUAGCUCACGCUUAUGUUAUAAGGUCUAUAAGGUACAGGUGUACCUUAUACAUCUGCCCUUGGUAACUUUCCAGGCUACACAACAGUAACCGUGGAGUUACCGGAUGUCAAAUGUCAUUCCUAAUUGAGUUAUGUGAACGUUAAUCCCAAAUCCCGACAGUAUUUUGUAAAGCAGCUUAAAUGACGAAAUAGCGGGAAUCUGCACAUAUAGUACAUAAAUGUAAUCCGUUUACAGACGCAAUGCAGAAGAGCUUUUGACACUUUUUGAGACCACACGAGUUGUGUCGCGCUCUCAGUUUAAGGAGACGAGGUAAAAACAGCAAGCGAGAGGCUGCGGUUAUCGGGGAAACGGCUAAGUUCUAUUUUUUUCGCGUCAUCGAUUAUUUUGCGGGCGCCCAAUUUCUCGUUAGCCUCCCCUGACUGAGAUAAAAUGGAACAGGAUAAAUUUGGCCCGCUUUUAAUCUGAGGCUCUUGGUGAUUAACAUGAACUUUACCCCGUUGCACUGUGAAUGCCAAUGACAGCUAAACCUCCUUGAAUAUGACAAAAAUUGGAUCAACAUCAAUAUCUGGGCAACUACCCCCUACCCCUCCCCUAACCCAACAUUAACCCUUACUUGUCAUCAAUUGACUGUUGUUGGGUUAGGGGAGGGGUAGGUGGGCAGUUGCCCAGAUACUGAUAUUGAUCCCAAAAAUUAAACGAAUAUUCCCUCACAGCAAGUCUAUGAUUUAUUUUAGCAGUAGAUUGCCUCUUGAACGUCAAGUCAUUGCGUCCUGUUAAAUGAUAACUGAACUUGAGUAUUACUGAAAUGUUCUUAGCAUUUGAACAAGUUUUAUUCAGCCAACUCUCUCUUUUUGCCUCUCAAGGUGUUGUUUCACCUCAAGCAUUCUCACCGUACUGCAUAUCCAAAUAUGGCGUGGAGGCGUUUGCAGAUGCAUUGAGACGUGAGAUGCGCCCUUUUGAUGUCCAGGUCAGCGUAAUAGAGCCGGGUGCCACACGCACUCCGAUUGUAAACGAUGAGUUGUUGAGUGCUCGCCUAAAACAAUUUUGGGACAAUCUAACGGAGGAGAAACAAAGGGAAUACGGCAAACAAUAUCUUGAGAACGGUAAGUAUGGAUAUCCUAGUUGCGGUUGGAAAAGAUUUGGGUAACUUGACCUGGAGCGAACUAGCUAGCGAGAGAGAAUUCUCUCGCCUCUACCCUCAUAAUUUUCAGUUAAGAUGACCAUUCAUUGCUUAAUCCCAAAUUGAACUCAACCUGGUGCGGGUAAGCCUCGGUGAAUGGUGGCAUAUGGCUUUCGCUUUUCCGUGACAUGAUCGAAGCAAGGAAACCCAUUUAUGGUUAAUGAUUGAUAGAAUAUCUCAAUGGAAUGUAGUGCAAACUGUGGUGUUAAAAUACAGAUAUUGUAAUUUACCUUCAAUCCUGCAAUUUACCGGUUUAUUUUUAUGAUUUCAGUGACGAAUGGUUUUCGUGAUUGGUGCAAAUCCGCAUCUGAGCAAGUGAGUCACGUCAUCGACGGCAUUGUGUCUCCUCUGACGUCACAGAGUCCGAAGAAGCGUUACGUUAUUGGCCAGGAUGCAUGGAAGCUGAAAUUUCUUUCCUACUUGCCUGAGUCACUUCAAGAUUUUGUCCUGAGAGAAUUUCCGUUCAAGGCGGUGGUCCCAUCUGACCGAGACAUGUUUGAAAACUCUUAUAUGAAUGGUUCAGCCCAUUGAAGAAUUCCAUUGAAGAAAUAAUUAAUUCCACGGCCCUAGAGACCAUUCAAUAUCUAUCACCCUAGGGAUGGUCGGAGGAUUCUUUUUGCGGGGAGGAUAGCAUGGUUUUGAGGAGGGACAGAGGGGGGAUAAGUCGUCGCCAACAGAGUAUUAUAACAAGGGGACUAUAGAAAAUUGACUGCUAAUGAGGAGGGGGGGGGGGGUCAUGCGAAUAUUACAGAGCCUUCUGGUAGAUCAGGUAGAUAUCAUCGUGACACAACCAAAAUCCACCGACCACCCCUCCCCCUUCCCCCCCCCACCCUCAUGCGAUUAAUAACUAGAAGUUCUCUUUCUUAAUGUUUUCAAAAGAAUUGUCCACCGAAUCCUUUUUUUGUGACCGGAGGUAUAACUUAGAUAAAAAAUUGUUUUUUAUGGUUAUUUAUACAUUGUAAAGCUGUUAUAUAGUCGUACAACAUUCUGUGAGUGACUCCGUAGUGUAUACAAUUUAUUCAAUUUUCAGCUAUCAUGAGUUGAUUUGAAGUAAAUAUUGUUUUUAAAGAUAAGCCAUCCCACUUUAUAGGAAUUAAGUAAAAAAAAACAAAAAAACUCAGGAAGUGUUUUUCUAUCAUGAAGAAUUCGUUUGAGUUUUUAGGAAAGAAAACUUGUUGCAGUGAGAAAAUUAAAUAAUCUUCAUUUCCUUAAGGAGCCUGCAUUUGAACGCUUUCCCUUUAGUUAGGUUUGACAAUCAAGUCAUGCGAAUACUUAACUUCGAUCAGUCUUAGGAUCAGUCUCUUCAAUAAUUUAAUUUUCAAACUAUGAACCAAGAACUUGAAAUAACUUAAUAAUUAAUUACUUUAAUCACGUUUGUAUCAUAUUGUUAAUUUGUUGGUAUCUUAAUUUCCCAAGUUAUCUUUUACUGGAACCUGUCUUGAGCAUUUAUAUCAAUAAAUUAUCUAUGAAAAUUCAGGUGGUUGAGUAAUUGUUUUUCUAGUGGAGGUGGGGGAUGCGCUGUGAUUACUUUGAAAUUUUCUCCUAGACACACUCUGCUAUUAAGAAAAUGGGAGACGUACCCUUGCUAAUCGAGAAAGUUGGAGGGGUGACCCCCACCCCCUUCUCGAGCAGGCAGCGUGAGUGGUGUUCAGAACGGCAUAAAUUCUCCCUUAGCUUUUCCCUCCUCUCUACCCUCGUGCAUUAGCCGUGAAAACUACCCUCCCCCCUUGAAAACACCCUUGUCUCCAGGAUCAUCAAAUGGCGUCGAUAAUAACAACGUUGUGUCUUGUGGUAAUGAGCGUGGCAGCUACCUACUACAUCUUGAAAUGGGUUUUCCUGUAUCUUCGCGGAGAUGAGGGGGAAAUCGGAGGAAGAGCGAACAAAAACGUUCUAAUAACGGGAUGCGGGUCAGGAUUCGGCAAAGAGAUCGCGCUGCGAUUAGAUCAGCUGGGAUUUCGUGUGAUUGCAACUUGCAGAACUAAAGCUGGGGAGGAAUCGGUCAGGGCCAUUUGCAGUGACAGGGUGAAGACGUACUGCAUGGAUGUUACGAAUGUCAGGCAAGUUCACGAGGUCUUUGAAAGCAUCAAGAACGAGAUUCCGGCUAAUAAAGGUAAUUCGAUAGAUCUUUAAGUUGAAGAUAAGAAUUUCAAUUACGUUGCUUUGUUUCUUGUUAGGCCAUUAAAACCCAAAUCUCGUCUCUUCAUUACAUUUAAUAUAUCGAAAUUCCUCCGCAGAGAACAGACUCAUGAUUUACUGUUAAAGUAUCAUUUUCCUCGUACUCUAAGAGCCGGAAAUCAAUCGAACUAGUCAAUCAUACUUAUUUUUAAAGUGAUGAGAAGAGCCGAGGGGGCAACAGACAUGUUUUGAAUAUGCAGACAUCGCCGUUCAAACCUUGUCUAGUAAAAUUGCUGUCUGUGCAGGCAGGGGUGAGAACUCAACUCUUGUUUUGAUCAGUUCCGUGAAUUAAUUUCCGAAUGGUGUUUGACGAUAAUAAACGAAAAGCUAAAUCAAACUUACACUUUGUGCGACGAUAUCUAGUGAUUUAAUAAGCAGUCACUGAUUUCCGUAUUUCUCCUGCUUUAUUUUAAUUAGUUACAACUUUUCAUUUUCAGUACUCGAACGCCAUUAUCGGCGAGGUUAAGUCAGGGAACUAGUUUUGUUCUCGAUCAGCUGAGUUUCUCAUGCAAUAAAAUAAUAAUUAUGGGCGGCAUAAUGUUGAAUAACCAGUUUCAUCGAAGGUCAAAACUAUGGCAGACCCGCUUGCAUGUAAUGUACAUAGAGUUGAAUAACAAAUCUUCUGUCACGAAAUCUUUUUAAUGAAAGAUUAGAUUUGAAUUUUAAUGUAAAAAUCAUACACUGUGACUAAAAAUGCUCGGCAGCCGGGCACGUUCUCAAAUAGACUAAUUAUAAAUGCUCGACAGUCAGAAGGUUUCGCUGAAUUUCCACCUAAAGGUUCUUUCAAACUUCUCAAAAGUAUCAUGUCUUUGUUUAGAAAUGUCAAGUGAUUCAAAAAUAGUGGACUAAUUCUUCUACCGGGUACGGUCUCGAAUGGACUAAAUGCCUUGCAGUAAGAAAUUUUUACCAACGUGCCACUGAAAGGUUCCUUGAAACUUUAAAGAUGAUCAGAUUUUGGUAUAGAAAUGUCAAGCGAUUCCAAAAAUUAAUUUGGUUUAAUUUAAGUGGACAAUUUCUCUAAGCUUGAGCAUACUAAAAUAUAUGUAAUUACGAUAAUUUAUUCCAGUUUUGCUUUUCAAGAGUGAUUGAAGACGAAUGACAGUAGAUUGGUUUUCUGAACAACGGGAACAAGUCUCCAUUUCACUUUUUUUAACCAGAAAUUGGGUCGCCAACGAUCCGAAGAAUUAAUAAAUAGGUAGAGUUUACUAAUACAACAUAAAAUAGAUGAACAACAACAUUUUGUUGAUUGACUUUAGGUAACUCUAUACAUUGUAUAAAUUAAUGCAUUCGAAAAACAGAUUCCCAUACGGCUUUUCUUUUUCGAAAAGUUGAAACUGGGUGACUUUGAUCGGGCAGGCACUAAUUUAAUUUUAAAGUUACAAACAAUACCUCUCGGACCCGAAACAUUUGCACGUGUUACGCUCUGUCGCUGACUGCAGGAUCUCGCGAGACAACGAAAAAUGCUAAGAGAUCGCCAUCUGAUGUUUUCCUCUUAUCCCCGAGAAACGUCUGUGGAUGCAUUACGUACUGUAACCUACGGAACAAGCGUAACUUUUUUCCGAGCUCCUUGCCUCGUGCGUGACCCCCGCAUCGCGCUCGUCUCGUGCUUGCUUCCGCCUUACAAAGACGCAAACAAAGUUACGCCUGUUGAGCAGGCUAUGCGUACUGCUGUUUCACUGUCGUAGAUCGGUUCGCUUUACGUGAAUGUUUAUAGGUUUAGACUUUUUAUUUACCGAAUGAGGCUAAGCUACCUAGAAGGCGCAGCGUCAAAAUGGUUGACAGCUAGUAGUGUUAUCAUGGGCCUCAACAGAAAAAUCUAUGUUAUGAUUUGUUGGAGAAUAAUACACCGUAAUAGUGCUGCAACGUAACUCAUGUCAUACUGGUGUGUCUGUUGACCUCCAUAGGAUUGUGGGGACUGGUAAACAACGCUGGAAAACUGACGGUGGGCAUGAUCGAGUGGCAGCCACUAGAAAGUCUUAAAGAGAUUGCUGAUGUAAAUCUUUGGGGAAUGAUAUGCGUCACGAAAACUUUUCUACCGCUUAUCAAAAGGGCUCGCGGACGCGUAAUCAACGUGGGAAGUAUAUUGGGUGAGUCUCAAGUGACUCCAUGUAAACUUAAACCUUAUAAUUACACUUGUCCAAAUCAUGACAAAAAAAUAAAUAGAUUCAUAUUUACAUUCGGAGUACCGUCACACUGACUUAGCGAGCUCUUUCUCCGAAAUUACGGAAGGAUGAUUAUCAGUCAAAGAUAAUGGCUGCGGGAAAGCUUUCAAAAAUUAAAAGUAAAUAGAUAACGUAAAAGAUUGUUUAGUAUGAGAUACAUAUAGUAAUGUUGGUCCCUUGACAUUAGUCAAGAAAAGGGCUAAAAUAUGACUGAAAGAAAUUGGUCCUCUGUUUCCUCUCUUGUUCGAGUGCCCACUUAUUUGAAGGUUGCAUUGAAUUAAAGAAACAUAAGUUUCCCAGAUCUAAUGCGGUUGUGUCUUAUAAGUUACCUUAAAACGGUGACAACCAUUAGACGCAGAAACAUCAUACGAUUUAAAAAAGCGAGCCCGCGACUGCAGUAUUUUUGUGCGCAAUGCAUAACAUGUCUCUGGUUUAACGAUCUCUGUUUUUUUCUCACAGGUCGAAUUACUCUUCCUUAUAUGACUGCCUAUUCUAUCUCCAAGUAUGGCGUGGAAGCCUUCUCUGAUGCUCUAAGGCGGGAAAUGCGCCCCUGGGGGGUAAAUGUGAGUAUCAUUGAAGCUGGAGCUCACAAAACCAAAUUAGUCAGUGGGGAUGUGCUGGUUAAUCAGUGGCAGUCUUUGUGGGACGGGCUAAAUGAAGAAUUGAAAGAAGAAUACGGCCAUGAAGGACUACAGAAAGGUAAGAUGCCGUGUUACGAAAAAAACUGUCCUAGCUCUUCCGCAACAAAGUGCAAUGUAUCUUUCUAUACCUGGUGCACUCCAUUUUUUGUUUUAUUUUCUGAACUUUCCUUUUCUUCUUUUGCAGGUCUGAUAUCUUUAAAGUCAUUGGACUCUGUAGCCUCGCCGCGCACACACAAAGUAGUCAACAGUGUCGUCCACGCCCUUACUUCACGAAAUCCACAGACACGUUAUGUCAUUGGCUUAGAUGCCAAGGCCUUGGUGUGGUUAUCCAUGUUACCGGCUGGUAUAACUGACUUCCUAUUCAGGAUCAUGGCACUUUCACCGGAACCAAGAUUAAAGAAAAACAAUAGGAACGAGGUUACAACUUGAGACCCUUUCCUGUGAUAGGAAGUAAAUCAGAAGCUCUGGAUCAGGAUCAGAAAACCAACAAAAGCGUCACGGUGGUUUUUAUUGCAAGUUGGAGCAGCAUCGUCUGUAGUGGUAUUCGAUUAGGCUCAUUUGUGGUUGUUGUGACUUGUAGGUCAAAUCGAGCUCGUUGCGAAAAUGUUGGGAUAAUCAGAGAUUUUCUAGUCUCCGCCGAUGCAGAUAUAGAAUUGGAACAAUUUUCUACCACAGAAAGCAGCACAGCAGACAGCAAUCGAAGACUGAAUCAAGUCAAAGGUAGACAAACUACAAAUCUUAAAGACAUUGCCUAUCCAUAAACAUGUGAGAUGUUGAAGGAGAACAUGUAAUAGAGGAUUUACAAGCCUGUAACAGCGUAGUUAUCUGGAAAAUUAGGUAAAUUAGAUCCUUCUCAAAAUAUUUAGUAUCAACCUUCCCUUCUUUCAAAAUAUAUGUAAUGGCAUCGGCACGUUUACUUACAAGAGAGGCGUACUGAAACUGAAAGAAUGAUUCAAGAAACGAAUGAAUGAACAAACGAACGAAUGAAUUAAUAAACAUUUAUUUAUGUAUUCAGUAACGUUAAAUAAAAGAUCGAUGAAUAGAUUUCUUAAUUAAAAAUGAACGAACAAAUAAACUUUCCUGACAACAAGGUAGAUUACAUUUAGAACUGACCAGGCUAUUUCUAGAACCCAGCUCUCUCUCUCUUCGUCUCUAUUUCAAAGAUAUUCUUGACUCGACAGGGAGAGCCAUGAACCUCGCAAGUUUUGUUACCUUUCUUCCUUCAUGGCUUAUUGUGAUUAUUAUUGGAAUAGUAACUUUCUAUUCUGCAACAUAUCUGUUGCCGAAGUCGAAGAUUGAUUUAACUGGGAAAUGUGUCUUGAUUACUGGUUGUGAUCAGGGCUUCGGUCGUGAAACAGCUAUUCGACUGGACAAGAUGAGAGCUUGCGUGAUUGCAACUUGUUUAACGAAAGAAGGAGAACAGAGUUUGAGAUCAGUUACGAGCGAGAGAUUGAAAACUUUCCAGAUGGAUGUAACAAGCUCUGAGCAGAUUAGAGAUGUGUACAGCGAAGUCAAGAAAGAAAUUUCUACUGGUAAUAAUAUACUGUAUUUCCCUGCUUGACGUUUAACUUGGUACGAUUUCUAAGACAUGAGUCAGAUAAGGCCGAAUUAUUUUAAGAGUAAUUUCCACUUUUUCAGCUGCAGAAAAGGUUUUUUGUCGAGUGUUUCUUUUCUCAAAUAGCGUUGCGUGAUGAUAGUGGAUGUCACGCGACGCGUCACCUUUGGUAACUAUUGCGUGAUGCUUGUGGCCAGUCCACAUUGGUACAAACAGCAACUGGCUGGCGGCCUUUUUAGUAAUUCAACCACAAGUCAAAUUGUAGCAGUUAUGCAGGCAAACUAGUAAAUCCAGUAUUUACUCCUGAUAAAUCAGUUUUACUUAAAAUGAUUACAUUAUUCAGCAAUUUAUUUUACCUUAUAAAUAUUAAGAACCUUUUCAGAGAAGACUCCCUCAGGUGUUUUUAGGAAAACCUUGCUUGAUCACACUUGCAUGCUUCACGGAAAAGGAACUUGUUUCUAGGAGGAAGGUGUUGUAUUAUGAUUGCAUAACAAAAUUACCUUGGCCUGAACUGUGGGAUGUGGUUCAGAGUUGAGAGCUUUGAGAUCAUAACCUCAGUAAUGACAAACCCUUCCUUAAAAGUCACUUAAAACGGAGAAAAUUAGGACUUAUCUCAGAGAUACAGUUUGAUCUGAUUAGCCAAAUUGAAUGGCUUUGUGUACAGAAGGUGGGCACAUAUUAUACCACUGUUUACUGGUUUUGAACAAUUUUAAGAGCAGCAUACAUUUUGAUCUGAUUUUUCAAAGAUAUGCCCAAGAACUGACAAUGUGUGGUUGUUGGGUCUGUAAUGGAGGUUGAUCCUCAUAUUUGAGAGAGAUCUCAUUUUUUUCCUUAGCUGGAUUGUGGGGACUGGUAAACAAUGCAGGAAUUCUAUCUCUCUGUCCCAUUGAGUGGACACCCAUGGAAGUCUUCAAACACUCAGCAGAUGUUAACCUGUGGGGUAUGAUUGAUGUUACUAAGACCUUUUUGCCUCUGGUAAAGAAGACUUCUGGACGAGUGGUAAACUUAUCAAGCAUGGCAGGUGAGGGAUAACAGAUAUAUAGUAAGAUUCACUACUUCAUUAAAAGCAGUAUCAUGUAGUGAAUUAGUAGAAAUUUUGGAUUGUUGAUUGCAGAAUUAAGGUCAAGGAUAACUAGUGAUUAAAGAGACAAACUUUGUACAAAAUAAUAAAUAAAAUGAUUGUGAGGUUCACACUUAAAUGAUCAUGUGUGGAGGGGACAAACAAAUUGGGCAUGUCUCUUAAUGAAUUGCUAAAUCAAAGCCUUACUUGGCACAAAUUCACUGAGGGAAAUUACUUUGUAAGAGUUUGAAAAAAGACAGAGUAGAUAUCAUCAGUGACUUUUUAAGCACCAAUAGAUGAACAGCUUGUACUGUAACAGACAAAAAUAUGUUUGCAUAAAAAAAAUAAAAACAAACAAAAAAACAGACAUCUGACACUUAUUCUUGAUAUGUUGAAGCCUAAACAUACUUCCUUUUACUUGCAUGUGGAUGAAUCAGUAGAAGAACUAAUAUUAAAUUUGACCUAGUUUUCAAGGUUACUUCCAUAACUCACUCCUAAUUUGGAAUUUUCAACUAUGUUGAUAAUGUAAAUUGGCCACUGUAAAAAGUUUCAAAGCUGAUGUUUCAAGCAUUAGACCUUCGUCAUUUGCUCUGAGGAAGGGCUAAUGCUCAAAAUGUCAGCUUUGAAACUCUUCAAAGCCAAGAGGCCAAUUUACAUUAUCAACUCAGUUGAUAAUACUCAAUAACCCUGUUAUACUCUCCCACUGAUGCAGCACCACAUUUUCUUAAGAAAUUUACCCCCUUUAUUCAUUGCUCCUAAUUGUGUUAGUUUUAUGCUUUGUUAAUUUUUUUUAAUUGCAUACCAACAGGACUUAUUUCUGGAAAUUUUUAUGGCUCAUAUUCUGUAAGCAAAUAUGGUGUGGAGGCAUUUUCAGAUGCUCUGAGACGUGAAAUGCUUCCUUGGGGAAUCAAAGUCUGCAUUUUAGAGCCAGGAUCGUUUUUGACCAACAUUUGUGCCCCAGAUAUGUUUGAGCGACAGUUGAGGGAGGGGUGGAACAAACUGACUGAUGAUCUAAAGGAUGAAUAUGGAGAGGAAUACCUUGACAGAAGUAUGAACAUUUAUACAUUUCAUACAUUCAUAUCAUACAUUUUAACAGAAAAUCAGAGGAGAAAAUUGUGUGAAGCAAAGACGUUAAUCUCAACUCAAAACAUUUUCAGGCCUUAUUUUCACUACUGCCUAAGAAGUGCACAUUACUGCGAGGAUCACUUUCAUUCACAUCUUUAUCGGCAGUUCAAAUAUAUGACUUUCAUAUAUUCUUAACCGUUUAUUUCAUCACUUCACGGGUUUAUUUAGAACCAACAUCAUGACCAGCUCCCAGUUGGCUUGUUAGCUCAGUUGGUAGAGCGCUGUACCAGUAUCACAGAGGUCAUGGGUUCAAAUCCCGUACAGGCCUGAAUUUUUUUCAGGCCUUAUUUUCACUACUGCCUAAGUAGUGCACAUUACUGCGAGGAUCACUUUCAUUCAAGUCUUGUAUGUCUUUGCCUGUGAUUAUGCAAGCUGAAUCUUUUUUUCUCUUCACCUGACAAAAUUUGUGACUGAAAAUAAUGUGCUGAUCACUUUUGUAGCUAAACUUAAACCUGGGUUUUUUGCAGGUAUUGAAAUUAUGAGAGAUGGAAUAUAUCGUAUGUCAAACAUUAGCCAAGUUGUUGACACGAUAGUGGAAGCCCUAACAUCAAGUUCACCAUCUGACCGUUAUUUGGUUGGAAUAGAUGCAAAGUUUCUUCUUGUAUGGUUAGCACAGCUGCCAGCAUCUAUUGCUGACUUCAUUCUCCAUCUAGCUUUUAAUCCACCUAAACAGCAAGCUGCAUUAUCUUAG
Pocillopora meandrina is the source of this 22684-nucleotide messenger RNA. The record is from the annotation of a GenBank genome assembly. Lineage: Eukaryota; Metazoa; Cnidaria; Anthozoa; Scleractinia; Pocilloporidae.